GAAGAGUCUUUGUUAGCAGACCAAGAAAAAGAAAGGAGAAGACAGUGUUACAAGGCCUUGGAGGAAAGACGCAUAAAGGCAAUUGAAGAACGCCGGCAAAGACUGGCGGUACAUGAAGAACCCUCAACUGGACUGCUUUUGAAGUUCAAAUAUCCAAAUGGAUUUAUCACAAAGAGAACAUUCAAUGUGUCUGAUCCAAUUCAGUUCUUGUUUGACUUUGUUGGACAAGAUGAAAUGGCCAGUGAAAUAUUCAGUGUUCAACAAGCAACGUCAUCCACACCAAUUGAGAGUACCUCAUCAGGCUCACUGAUGGAUCAUGGCAUAACAACAUCUGUAACUUUGUACGUGCUUUGGAUUUCAACUGUAGAUAUUCAGGAAAGGUAUCCAGUUCAGGCGAAUGUAGUGCAGGAACAGUCGCUGUCUCAGCAAGCACAGACAUCUUUGUCAGCCCAGUCACCACUGGCCCCAACAUCUCCUCAAUGGCUGUCGACCAUGCCUAACUCCUUAGAAACAUCAACUUCAUUCUCCUCCCAGUCGCCUGUGUUCCACCCCUCCACUCAAGUGAUUACCAUUGAGGACCAGGCACCAACUUCUCCAUUAACUGAGCAAACUAUAAUUUUACUGGAAGAUGAAGAGCCACCUGAUUCUCAACAUCCACCAGAGUUGCCUUUGGAUGAAACAGAUCUUCAGACUAUAUUAGCAAAACUAUACAGCAAGGUUGAUAUGACUUCCUGUCCUACAAGCAACCAAAUAAAUGUGUGCAGGGACAGGAUUUUAGAAUGUAGCCUGCAUGCCUUCAGAAGACGCCGUUUUGAUCCAGCAGCAAAACUGGAUGUUGUUUUUGUGGAUGAAGAGGACACCGCUGAAGGGGCAGUUGAUGAAGGUGGUCCCACACGAGAAUAUCUACGACUUUUAAUGAGGGCCAUUCAUCAAUCAAAUGUCUUUGAGGGGCAUGAGAAUGACCGCCAUCUAGCUUUGAACACAAGUGCGCUGGAGUUAAAGAUGUACAGCUGUAUUGGAAAAAUGAUAUCAGUCUGUUUGGUGCAUGGAGGCAUUGGACCACACUUCUUCUCUCAAAGGCUGUAUGACCACAUUUGUGGCACAUUGUCUAAACCUACCCUGGUUGAGGAAGUUGUUAACCAUUCUUUCAGACAGCAGUUGAUCGAAAUUAAGGAUGCAAACACAGUUGUGGAAGCAAACGAAGCCAUUAUGCAGGCUGCAGAUACACUAUAUUGCCAAAAUGUACCUUGA
Cyprinodon tularosa is the source of this 1251-nucleotide messenger RNA. Its product is annotated as G2/M phase-specific E3 ubiquitin-protein ligase-like. The coding region runs from base 235 to 1251 and encodes 338 amino acids. Lineage: Eukaryota; Metazoa; Chordata; Actinopteri; Cyprinodontiformes; Cyprinodontidae. Gene Ontology annotation, molecular function: ubiquitin-protein transferase activity. The transcript is spliced from 10 exons. The record is from RefSeq and is a predicted model, not a curated record. Gene Ontology annotation, biological process: positive regulation of protein catabolic process; protein polyubiquitination; proteasome-mediated ubiquitin-dependent protein catabolic process. Gene Ontology annotation, cellular component: nucleus.